Molecule: messenger RNA, 2486 nt
Organism: Engraulis encrasicolus (European anchovy)
Lineage: Eukaryota; Metazoa; Chordata; Actinopteri; Clupeiformes; Engraulidae
Exons: 4
Coding region: 32-2434 (800 amino acids)
Source: RefSeq, a predicted model, not a curated record
GUGCAGAGGAAGCUUUUAGCAACCCUGCAAAAUGUGUGGCUUCAGUGGAACUCACUUCAGGUUGGCUGUAUUCUGUUUGGUCAUUGCCUCUCAUGACAUCAGACUUGCAAAUGGGUGUAUCCAUGAUGAAGUUGAUGUAGAUGGAGGCAGUUACAGAUCCACUGAUCCAGUGGUCGAAUACAUACCAACAUUCGCAUUGCCCGGUCAAGUGGAUUUGAAACCUCAGUCUCAUGGCCAUCACAGUCUGUCCAGGGGCCCUUUCCAAGAUGUCAGCCAUGGCUCAGCGUAUGUACAGACCUUCAAACCUGUGCAACAAAGCCAAAAGCCAUUCAUUGACGACUGGCAGCAACAAGAGACCUCUAAAUCUGUGCAGCAGAACCAGCAGCCAUCCUUAAGCAAAUGGAAAACCCGGUUCCUUGCAUCACAGCAGGCCAGAUAUGAAUCUACACAGCAAAACCCAAAUGUGGCCACUGGAAACUCAAAGCCCCAGACCUUUGGCUCCUCCCAGACUAUAUACAGACGUACUGGCCAAAGAAACUUUCUGCCAUCACAGACCAACCAGAACCAAGAUGGAGGCAGUUACAGAUCCACUUACCCAGCGGUCGAAUCCAUGCCAACAUUUGCAUCGCCUGGUCAAGUGGAUUUGAAACCUCAGUAUCAUAGUCAUCACAGUCUGUCCAGGGGCCCUUUCCAAGAUGUCAGCCAUGGCUCAGUGUAUGCACAGACCUUCGAACCUGUGCGACCGAGCCAAAAGCCAUCCAUCGACUACUGGCGGCAACAAGAGACCUCUAAAUCUGUGCAGCAGAUCCAGCGGCCAUCCACCAACAACUGGCAGCAGCAAGGGACCUCUAAAUCUGUGCAGCAGAACCAGAAGCCAUCCUUAAGCAAUGGGAAGACCCAGUUCACUGCGUCACAACAGGCUCCAUAUGAAUCUACACGGCAAAACCCAUAUGUGGCCACUGGAAACUUAAAGCCCCAGACCCUAGGCUCCUCCCAGACUAUAUACAGACGUACUGGCCAAGGAAACUUUCUGCCAUCACAGACCAACCAGAACCAAGAUGGAGGCAGUUACAGGUCCACUUACCCAGCGGUCGAACCAACAUCUGCAUCGCCUGGUCAAGUGGAUUCGAAACCUCAGUAUCAUGGCCAUUCCAGUCUGUCCAGGGGCCCUUUCCAAGAUGUCAACCAUGGCUCAGCGUAUGCACAGACCUUCGAACCUGUGCGUCUGAGCCAAAAGCCAUCCAUCAACAACUGGCAAGGGACUUCUAAAUCUGUGCAGCAGAGCCAGCAGCCACCCCUUAGCAAUUGGAAGACCCAGUCCACUGCAUUACAGCAGGCCACACAUGAACCUAAACUGCAAAACCUAAAUGUUGCCACUAGCAACUCAAAGACCCAGAGCUUUGGAUCUUCCCAGAAUAUAUACAGACGUGCGCAGAGCAAGGAGACAUCAAUUGACGACAUGAAGCAACAGGUCUCUGGAUCUUCUCACAAUGGAUACAAACCUGUGCAAAGGAACCUGCAGCCAUCAUUUCACAGGGGGCCAGAGUCUGUGCAACGGCACCAACGGAAAUCCUUUGACGGUUCAAAGGAACAGACUGCUGGAUCUGUGACAUCUUCCAGAUCUUCACAGCUGCAUCAGCCACAAUCCUUAAACAAUUGGCAACAGGUCUCUGGGUAUGUGACUCAGAGCAAGGGGGCAUCGUCAGACAGCUGGAAGCAACAGGCUUCUGGAUCUUCAGAGAAUGUAUACAAACCUGUGCAGAGGAAUCAGUGGCCAUACAUUAUUAAUCGAAAGUCCCAGCCCUCUGAAUCGGUGAGCCCUACAUACAAACCUGUGCAGAACCAAGAGAAGUCCUCUAACAACUGGAAGCAGCAGGCCUCUGGAUCUUCACAGAAUGCACACAAACCUGUGCAGAAGAUCCAAUGGCUAGAUGGUUCUAGAACAGAUCUAGGUCAGUUCUUGGGGUCUUCACAAGAAACCUCAAAGCAGCAGAAACGGCACAGGCCAAUCUACGGUAGUUGGGUGCCUCUUGACUCUCGUCCUCCACUGAUCUCAGAAUCCGCUGAAGACGACCUUCAGCAGUCGUCCUUCGAUGGAUGGAAGAUGCAGGAGUCAUCCGCGCCCUCCAUCCCUGACCAAUCCAUAUGUGAACGCUGCCAGUUUAAGCUUGAUAUGAGUUUGGUUCCUCUUACUCAGUCGGGCAACAGAUGGUCGCAGAAUACCAAUACCCACCAGGAUCUUUUAGACCAGGAAGACCCCAACCACUAUAGUGCUCUUCUGGACAGCCAUGCAGAAGUCUCUGUUCCCCUGGCUUAUCCAUCUGAGUCGGGGAAUACCCACCAGGAUCUAUUUCAUGACCAGGAGGAUAGCACUCUGUACAACCAUGGAGAAGCCUCAGGUCCCUUGGCUUAUCUUGGGGAGAUCAAAGGAUGAAUAGGUUUAGUCUUCUUUAAAUCAAGAUUCAAUAAAAUCUAUUUUUCUACAA